CUUGUUUCUAUCUGUCCUGCAGGUCUGCGGGUGUUGAGGUUGUCCGGCUGCUCCUGGGCUGCAGUGUCGGCGCUCUGCACCUCCAGCUGUCCUCUGCUGCGCUCGCUGGACGUCCAGUGGGUGGAGGGACUCAAAGACGCUCAAAUGAGAGACCUGCUGUCCCCGCCCACAGACAACAGACCAGGCCAGCUGGACAACCGCUGCAAGCUGCGUAACGUGCGGGACCUGCGCCUGGCGGGGCUGGACAUCACGGACGCGUCCCUGCGUCUCAUCUGCCGCCAGAUGGCGUCUCUGUCCUCGCUGGACCUGAGCUACUGCAACCACAUCAACGACCAGUCGGUCAACCUGCUGACGGCCGCCGGGACAACCACCAGGGACUCGCUGGUGGACAUCAACCUGUCGGUGUGUAACUGUGGUCCUCCAGUGUGUAACUGUUGUCCUCUGUGGUCCUCCAGUGUGUAA
Messenger RNA from Etheostoma cragini (Arkansas darter), 462 nucleotides. RefSeq names its product lysine-specific demethylase 2B-like. The record is from RefSeq and is a predicted model, not a curated record. The transcript is spliced from 3 exons. Lineage: Eukaryota; Metazoa; Chordata; Actinopteri; Perciformes; Percidae. The annotation marks the transcript as partial.